UCGUCUCCUUUUCUCCGAGAUUUUUUUUUCCUCCGUUGGGAGCCAUUGAAUUGAUUCAUUGGCUCUUUAAAAAAGAGAAAGAACGGUGUGUUAGCGAGAAAUGGGAAUUCUCAAUGACGACGCCGUUUUAAUCGAGCGGGGAAAAAACUCCGGCGAUCCCACCAUCGUUACCGUCAAUUGCCCUGAUGAAUCCGGUCUCGGUUCUACUCUCUGUCGAAUCAUCCUCGAAUUCGGUCUCUCCAUUACCAGAGCUGAUUUCUCAACAGAUGGACGAUGGUGUUAUAUAGUGUUUUGGGUCACUCCAGAUAACAGCUCUCCUAAAAUCGAUUGGGACAGCUUGAAGAAUCGUCUCUUAUCUGCUUGCCCAUCUUGCUUAGGCUCCUUCUACUUCUGUCUUCAGUCCAAUGUCUCUAAGCCUCCUUCUCUUUAUCUCCUCAAGUUCUUCUGCCUCGACAGGAAAGGAUUGCUUCAUGAUGUUACUAAAGUCCUGACGGAGCUAGAGUUUACGAUCCAAAGGGUCAAAGUCAUGACAACACCAGACGGAAGAGUUUUGGACAUGUUUUUCAUCACCGACGCAAUGGAUCUCCUGCACACGAAGCAGAGACAAACAGAAACUUGUGACCAUUUAACGGCUGUGCUCGGAGAACAUGGUGUGAUCUGUGAGCUUGAGCUAGCUGGGCCUGAGCUGGAGAGUGUUCAAAGGUUCUCUUCGCUUCCUCCUGUGGCUGCCGACGAGCUCUUUGGUUCAGAUGGGUCUUCUGAUAUAAACAGCUCUAGCUCUAGCUCUAACAAAGCGGUUCUUACGGUUGAUAAUCAGUUAAGCCCUGCGCAUACGUUGCUUCACAUUCACUGUGUUGAUCAAAAAGGGCUUUUCUAUGAUAUCCUCAGGACUUCCAAAGACUGCGAUGUCCAUAUUGCUUACGGUAGAUUCUCGUCAAAGGUUAAAGGCUAUAGGAAUUUGGAUUUGUUCGUUCGAGGCACGGACGGGAAGAAAAUAGCGGAUCCAAAACAUCAAGCCAACUUCUGUUCUCGUCUUAAAGAGGAAAUGGUAUGUCCAUUGCGAGUGAUAAUCGUGAACAGAGGACCAGACUCGGAGCUACUAGUAGCCAACCCUGUGGAGUUAUCUGGAAAAGGAAGGCCACGAGUUUUCUACGAUGUUACAUUAGCCUUGAAAUCACUCGGAAUCUGCAUCUUCUCCGCUGAAAUCGGGAGGCAUUCGACUUUAGAUCGACAAUGGGAAGUUUAUAGAUUUCUUUUGGAUGAGAGUCGUGAGUUUCCGUUGGCUAGCCUCCGUGCGAGAAAUCAGAUAGUGGAUAGAGUUACAAAGACACUUAUGGGUUGGUGAAGUGAAGUGAAUGAGAUUUGUAACAUUUAUCCUACUCUGAGGUUUCAAAGAAACCGAGGCUCUCCUUGCGGCUUCGGGUCGAUGAAGAGUCAAAGCAAGAGGUUAUGAUUCGGAGUUUCAAGAUUGCUUCUGUAUGGAGCUAAAUCGCGUUGUAAAGAUUUGGAAAAAAAAAAUGUAAAAAAGGAUUAAAGCACAAUUGCAAUGAAUGCUUUGUAACUCACUUUGCAAAGGUACAUCGAAUCUUA
This is a messenger RNA of Eutrema salsugineum, 1590 nucleotides long. RefSeq names its product ACT domain-containing protein ACR9. The coding region runs from base 101 to 1345 and encodes 414 amino acids. The transcript is spliced from 6 exons. Lineage: Eukaryota; Viridiplantae; Streptophyta; Magnoliopsida; Brassicales; Brassicaceae. The record is from RefSeq and is a predicted model, not a curated record.